AUGUUCAGAAGCAGAAAAACAGUUGCGAAUUCGUAUCCGAAAAUAACCAACGAUCCCAAGCACGCAAAAAAGACUUCACAGCAGGAGAUCUGCCACUCAAAGUCAUUCUUGUUCGAGCCGAGCUCAGCCUUCAUAUAUCACAAUUGUCCUUUACCUUUCAGUAUGAAUGCAAUUCUUGUUCAUUACACUCAAGGACAUUUACAAAAGCUAAAGCAUCUCACAAUUGCAUACAAUAAUUUCUUUUAUUCAAAUCUUUAUUCAACAAAAGUUGAAUUGUAUCAACACAAAAAAAGUACGAAAAGGAAGUCAAUGAAACAGAAAACAUUUUUAAGGACAUAUCAAUUUCGCAAACACAAUAAUUCAUCGAAAUUUUUGCCAUUAAUGGCAACUGAACAGGAAAAGAAACCAUUAAUCGAUGGACGAAUCUUCUUCACCACUCACUGGGUGAUCUCACAAGAGAUUUUGUGUGGCAAAACUAAAAUAUGUCUCGGAAAUUGCAAAAAAAAUCAUCCAUCAUUUGAAUUUGAAAUGAUUAUUGAAAGUUUGUUGUCAUUUGGAUUUAGUUUUAAUGAGAAGUCAAUGAAACUUCACAUUUAUUGUCACGACAAUGACUAA
This is a messenger RNA of Clunio marinus, 615 nucleotides long. Lineage: Eukaryota; Metazoa; Arthropoda; Insecta; Diptera; Chironomidae. The record is from the annotation of a GenBank genome assembly.